Molecule: messenger RNA, 2492 nt
Organism: Rhizophagus irregularis DAOM 181602=DAOM 197198
Lineage: Eukaryota; Fungi; Glomeromycota; Glomeromycetes; Glomerales; Glomeraceae
Source: RefSeq, a predicted model, not a curated record
CUUCCUUCUCUUUACAACAUCAUCAUCAAAUAUUAGUAUUUCCUGAUACUUGCUUUCAAUGUAAAAAACCUUAUACUUCCCCUUUGCCAAAUGAUAAAUGGUGUAAUGCGUGUGAAUCUCAUGUAUUUGAAUCAAAAUUUCAUAUUUGGACGAGUGGAAAUGUGGAACUUGAUGGAUUUAUUCGACAAUCUCAAUUGGAAGCAACUGAAUCUACAGAUUUCCUAAGAUGGGUGGAUUUUUCCGCUUUUACUGACAUGAAUCAAAUUGGUAAAGGUGGUUUUAGUGAGGUUUAUGUCGGAAAAUGUACAAAUGAUCGUUUGGAUGGGACCUUAAAACAAUGGGUGACAAAUAUGGAAUGUCAAAUUAUAUUGAAUUAUGUACAAUGUCGUAAUGAAGAUCUUAAAGAAGAUUUUGAAGACAUACCUUUAGAAAAAUGGGAAAAUAUUUUGUCAGACUUUGUCGAUAAAAUGAAACUUAUUUACCGAGAUAGAAAAGCAUUAAAGUGUAAACCACGUGAUCUUUCUGAUGAAAAUCAGGAACAUAAAGUUAAGAGAACUAAUAGUUUUACAAGACUUAAGAGUCUUUUAAAAAGAAGACCAAGUAAAAAGAAGAAUAAAAAUAAAUUAUUACUUAAUCCCAAACUAAACGAGCCUAAGAAAAAAAUCACUCAAAUACCUUCAACUGUUUCUCCGUUACGGAGUAAGUUUGUUCCAAAAACAGUUGUAUUAAAACGAUUAUUAGAUUCACAAAAUUUAAGUUCAAGUUUUAUCAACGAGAUAAAAACACAUUAUCUUUCGUUAAAGAAAUCCUCAAAAGUACCAAGAAUGUAUGGUUUUACGCAAGAUCCGGUAACAAAAGAUUAUUACAUAGUGUUACAGUAUGCAAAUGACUUAGACUUAAAUAGAUACCUGGCUCAUAAUUGUGCUAGCAUAGAUUGGUGGCAACGUAUAAGUAUAUUAGAUGGAAUUGUAAAAGGAAUUUAUGAAUUACAUAAAGAAGACUUAAUACAUCAUAAUUUACACACUGGUAAUAUAUUAGUUAGACGUACUAGAAGAAAAGAGGUCGAGAGAAUAAGUUUAAGAAAUCCUUCAUCAUCUGUGAGAAUAUGGAUUUCUGAUAGUGGUUUACAAGGUCCUGCUGGCUCAUCGAAUGAAAAUAAUGAUUUAAAUUCAUCAUCCUCUCCUAUCGAUGAGAAUAGUAAUAUCAUAUCUAAUUCACGAAAAGAAAUUUAUGGAGUAUUGCCUUAUAUCGCUCCUGAAGUUUUACAAGGUAAAGAAUACACAAAAAGUUCAGAUAUAUAUAGUUUAGGUAUUAUUAUGUGGGAAUUAUCAAAUGGUGCUACUUUAAAAAGACAACAACGUCAUAAGAGACCUUUUCAUGAUCAACCUUAUGAUAAAAAUUUGGCAAUGGAAAUUGUAAUAAACGAAAAAAGACCCAAUAUAGCUACAUCUCCUGAUAUACCAGAAUGUUGGUUAGAUUUGAUGAAAAAAUGUUGGGCAUCAAAACCGGAAGAUCGACCUAAUAUUGAAAACAUCAUGACAAUUACUAAUGCAUGGAAUGCAGAAAGGAGAAAGUCUUUGAAUUUGGAAUCGAAAAGUUCUUUGCCGUUUUCAUUAAUUCAUACUGAUCACAAAAUUGAUGAAAAUAUUGUUGGACAAUUUAUGGAAGCUGAGAAGAGAAGAAUCGAAAGAUUAAACAAAGGAAAGCAAGUGGAGAGAGAUGAUAAACCAAUUGUUGAUGAAGAAAUUUCAGUUGGUGCAACUGAAUCCGUUAAUCAAGAUGAUGAUGAUAAUCAUCAGGAAGUUUCGAUGAAAAGUCAAUUAAUUGACUUUAUAAUUGAAAUACCAAAUGAGAAUUUGAAUGAAAUUUAUGGAGAUUCAAAUUCUCAUCACGAAGGAAUUAAAAAAGAGAAAGUUGAUAGUGGAUAUCAAAGAGAAGAUCAAGAUGAUGAAAGUUUGGAGUUGCAAGAAAAUAUUAAUCAAAUAGAAGAUGAAAUUGAACCUGAAAAGACCAUAGAAGAAGAAAAGAAUUUAAAUAAAAAUAUUGAAGAUAAACAAAUUGAACCAAUUAUAGUACAAGACGACAGGAAAAAACAUGUUAAAAUCGAUGACAAUCAAUUAGUUAAACAAGAUAAUCAAGAUAGUCCAAUUAAAAAUGGCAUAGAAGCAAAUUCCGAAACUGGAUCAAAAGAAAUUAAUAUAAUUAAAGAGAAAGAACCAUAAAAAAAAUUUACAAUUAUGACAUCAAUUUUUAUGAAUCAAUUUCUUAUUCCAAUCAUUUAUUCAUUUUCAUUUAAUUCAUUAUAUCUAUUUUCGUGUAAAUGUGUGUAUAUUCGAUAUAAUGUUUUUCUUGGAGUUAUUUAUAUCAUCAAUAAAUACUGCGUAUUUAUGUAUUUAUGUUAAUUACGACAUUACGGGUUUUUUAUUUUAGUUUAUAGAAUUUUGUGUAUUUUUAUAAUUAAUUUUUUAUAGAGGGAAGUUGUAUUAUUAUAU